Nannospalax galili (Upper Galilee mountains blind mole rat) is the source of this 1821-nucleotide messenger RNA. RefSeq names its product cylicin 1 (gene Cylc1). Gene Ontology annotation, molecular function: structural constituent of cytoskeleton. Gene Ontology annotation, cellular component: acrosomal matrix; nucleus. The transcript is spliced from 4 exons. Lineage: Eukaryota; Metazoa; Chordata; Mammalia; Rodentia; Spalacidae. The record is from RefSeq and is a predicted model, not a curated record.
AUGGAAAAAGUCACUCAAAAUAUUGAAAAACGGAAACAAGAACACAUUGCAUUGACAUUUGCCAAACCACCUAUGCCAGAGACAAAGAAGAGAUCAAGACCUUCAAAGUUAGAAAUUGCAGUUCCUAGGCAAGAUUAAAGAAAGAAUGCAGAAAGUGAGAAGUCUCCUUAUAUGUUGAUAAACCAGUGUUUAAGAAAAAUUAUCCUAAGGCCAUCCUUUUCCCUAGCUUUCAUUAUGCAGGCUCCAUUCAGUUUUCUUUAUAAUCCUAGAAACCAUUACAUAAUGGCAGAAAGUAAAAGAUACAAUGAUGAUAAAAGAAAAACAAGCUUGAAGAAAAAAUUCAAGAGAAUAAUAAGCCCAGUUGCAAUAAAUUUGGAAUCCAAGGAAAUGAGAGAAGAUGGUAAACCUGAAAUAAGUAAAACUGAUAAAGUUCCAUCAAACUCCUCACAUGAUAGUGAUUUGUUGAAGAAAUCAAAUUCAACAUCAGAAAAAUAUCCAAAAUCCAGCAAUUGUAAGACACCCUUAAAUAUGGAUUCAAGAAAAGAUAACAAAGAUUCAAAGAAUUCCAUAGAGAGCAGUAUUGAAACCAAAUGUGGAACAAACAAUUUGAAUGCAGAUUCCAAUAAAAUCUCUGAGGAAAUUUCAGUUGACAAAUUAGAGACUUACAUAAGUGGUUCAAAUGUGGAUUUGAUGGUCAUUAUAAAUGAUUCUAGGGCUGAUUCCACAGAUUUUGAAGAAUGGUCAAAGAAUUGUUCACAAAACAAUGCAAAGAAGCCUGCAAAGAAGGGAGGAAAGGAAGAAAAGGACUCUGGUGCUGAAUCUGGAGACUCAAAAAAUGCAAGCAAAGAAGGAAAGAAGGGUAAAAAAGAAAAGAAAGAGGGUAAGAAAAAGAAGGCUGAUGCAGAGUCUACUGAAGCUGAAUCUGGAGACUUGAAGGAUUCAAAGAAAGAUUCAAAGAAGGGUAAAAAAGAAAAGAAAGAGGGUAAGAAAAAGAAGGCUGAUGCAGAGUCUACUGAUGCUGAAUCUGUAGACUCAGUGGGCACAAAGAAAAAGAAAAAUGUGAAGAAGGAUGCAAAGAAAGAUGCAGGGUCUACUGAUUCUGAAUCUGAAGCCGGGUCAAAGAAAGGUAAGAAACACGAGAAGAAGGAAAAUAAAGAGCGAAAAAAGAAACCUAUCAAGGACACACAGUCUACUGAUGCUGAUUCUGAAUCUGAAAGCAAUUCAAAGGGUCAGAAGGAUGAAAAGAAGGAUAAGAAAAUUACAAAGAAAGGAGACAAGAAUGCAAAGAAGAAUGUAGAGUUCACUGCAAGUGAGUCUGAAUUGGAGGAAAAGAAAGAUUCAAAAAGUGCUAAAGGUUCAAUGAAAGUGGCCAAGAAGAAUCCAAGAAAGGACACAACAACUAGUGAUUCAACAUCUGAUGCAUAUUUGAAGGCAGGCACAAAAACGGUUGCAAAGGCCUCAGAUACUGAAUCUGAAGUAUCACCAAAAAUUAAGACUAAAAGGAGUACUGAUGAAUCAGAUGCCACAUUCACAGAUUCGAAGAAAGGAACAGCAGAUCUAAAGACUGGAUUUAAAGGACCAUCCAAAAAGACUACUUUCGGGGGAAAAGGGAAAUACACCACAAUGACUAGGAUCCCUGCAAUGAGAGAAAGACCACCACUCCUUCCUUGUGAACCUUUUGUAGCAUCACCUAAGGUCAAACGUUUUUGUCAGUGCCAUGGGCCUCCUCCACCUCCAAAACCAAGAUAUGCUCCUUUGAGUAACUUCAUAAAAAUGGUUACAUACCAUACUUUGGAAAAACCAAGAUUGAAAGCUGAUUAA